Molecule: messenger RNA, 741 nt
Organism: Lachancea dasiensis
Lineage: Eukaryota; Fungi; Ascomycota; Saccharomycetes; Saccharomycetales; Saccharomycetaceae
Source: the annotation of a GenBank genome assembly
AUGACAGUGAAAAGCCGAAACCUCAUCGAGGUGGACUUUUGUUUGUUCGAUCUGGAUGGUACAAUCAUAAAGACAACCGAAGCUGUAGAGAAAGCCUGGACGGCGCUUUGUUUAAAGCAUGGCGUGGAUCCGGAAGAAUUGUUCCGGCAUUCACACGGUACGCGGACCGAGGAAGUUAUAAAAAGGUUUUUCCCUCAGUUGAACGACAAACUUGACAGCGCAGUUGAGGAGAUCGAGCUCGCGAUUGGAAGAGACUAUCCGGAGUCGGUCAGUUUAAUACCAGGGGCCUCACAAUUGUUGAGCUCUUUGGACAAUCCUACAGAAGGGACCUUUUCCGAGCGCAACUGGGCAAUUGUCACAUCCGGGGCGCAUAUCGCUCGUACAUGGUUCGAUGGAAUUUUGCGUGACAUUGGGCCGCCAAAAGUCUUCAUCACAGGUUUUGACGUGACCAGAGGUAAGCCUGAUCCUCAGGGUUAUGCCAUGGCAUCGCAAAGACUCAGUGAAGUUUGGUGUAAGGACUCAAAAGCUGUUCGCAACGUUGUUUUCGAAGAUGCCCCCGUAGGCAUCCAGGCGGGCAAGAAAAUCGGGGCCAUAGUAGUGGGUAUCACCUCUUCGUACCCGAAAGAGAUUCUAUGGGCAGCAGGUGCAGACUACGUGGUCCCAGACCUUUCGGGAAUCAAGGUGCUGGAGAACACCCGGCAAAGAAUAAAAUUAGAGGUAACGAACUGCGUUUCCCGAUGA